AUGAUGUCUACUAGUGGAGACGGUGCUAAGUACCUAUGUGUGCCGCCCGACCCGGGCAUUAGGACUAGUGCGUCUGCCGCUCCUAGUACUCGCGUGUCUGCUACCCCAGGUGCUGGUGAGGCAGCUGCUCUAGGUGCUUGUGCGUCUGCCCCCCCUAGUACUGAGUCGACGGCAGCACUGCACAGCUUCACACUAGACUCAGGUGCUUCUCGCUGCUUCUUUCGUGACCGCACUGCCCUUGAGCCGCUUGCUCGGCCAGUUGCUGUCUCCCUCGCUGACCCCUCUGGGGGUCCGGUCAUUGCGACCUCCUCCACUGUCCUUCCUGUCCUGCGGUCCCGUCGAGCACACUGUCAGCUGUCUGCCCCCUGCUCGUGUCGCUCUCUGGCGCACGAGACUGUCCUCUGGCACCACCGACUUGGCCACCCGUCUGUGCAGCGCCUUCGUGCCAUGCACUCCCGGUACCUUGUCUCCGGUCUUCCCAGAGUCCUCCCUCCCCUCCCACCCUCGCCUGCUCCUCCCUGUCUUCCCUGCGUUGAGGGGCGGCAGCGCGCCGCUCCUCACUCCUCCUCGUUUCCCCCGACGACUGCUCCCUUGCAGACGCUCCACAUGGACGUGUGGGGCCCAGCCCGCGUCCGUGGUUAG
Molecule: messenger RNA, 642 nt
Organism: Closterium sp. NIES-65
Lineage: Eukaryota; Viridiplantae; Streptophyta; Zygnematophyceae; Desmidiales; Closteriaceae
Source: the annotation of a GenBank genome assembly